GUUCAAAUGAGUGCUGGGAAAGAUGGUGGAUUGUCUGUGGUUAUGAACGGCAAGUCACGAGGUUACCGCCAUAUUGGAUUUCAAAACUGCCUUAAAAACAUAUUUUACGAAGAGCUCACUUGCUUAUUUUAGUUCGUAUGGGGCUUUCAUAUAUCACAUUAUGUUGACAAAACUUCAAUCUUUUGAUUGGUCUGCUUAAUGAUGUAAUUAUAUUCUUGUUUCACCAAUUAAGUAUCGAGUGAAUAAGGCCGAGCCACGCGAUGACGAUGGAUCGACUGCGAUUGUUUACCCUAUUACCUAGCCAUCAAAUUCAUUGAAAGUGCACUAAAUGCCAAGUAGGCUACACCAGCAAACUACCUAUUCCGUUAUCCAGUGUGGGUGUUAAAACUCCUGACUUAGGUACGAAAUCAUGAGCUGUGGCUGUGUAACAACACUUGAACAAUGUUUACAUAUUGUGUAACAACACAACUCGUUGGCUAGUUAGAUAGCUAGUAGAAAAUGACUGGCGAAGGAUGCCUGCUUGUCAUUGUACUUGAUGUACAUCCACAGUUAGCAGAACAACAUACUUUUGUUCAUAGUUACUUCAAUGCCGUUAUUUCAUUUGCUAAUAUACAUCUAGCAUUCAAUCGUAUGAACAGAGUGGCAAUUGUUGCAGCCAAUCACCUAGAGACCCGUUUUUUAUAUCCCCAGACAACAGGAGAAAAAGUAGACCGCCAGAAAGAUGGAAGACUGGAAUACUUAAAUCAUGUUGAUGAAAGCAUUGAAGAGGAAUUAAAGCAAAUGCUUUCACGUGAUCAUAAUGCCAGACAAACAGAAUCCCUCCUCUCUGGAGCUAUUUGUCGAGGACUUCUGUAUAUUAAGAGGCUGGAGAGUGAAGAAGCAAUUAGUCGAAGGAUAAAUGCUAGGCUAUUGGUGAUAAAAUAUUCAU
Messenger RNA from Macrobrachium nipponense, 928 nucleotides. It is a transcript of the gene Tfb4, whose product is annotated as general transcription factor IIH subunit 3-like. Gene Ontology annotation, cellular component: transcription factor TFIIH holo complex; transcription factor TFIIH core complex. Gene Ontology annotation, biological process: nucleotide-excision repair; regulation of DNA-templated transcription. NCBI's taxonomy places the organism in Eukaryota, Metazoa, Arthropoda, Malacostraca, Decapoda, Palaemonidae. The record is from RefSeq and is a predicted model, not a curated record.